CCGUCUCAUUCGUUAAUUAGAUCAAUUAUUUUAAAAGCCUUUUGAUUAAAGUGAGGGCAAGUAAAAUGAGAGUAUUUUUUUGUUUUCAAUCCUAAUUUGUUAGUCACUAUUGUUCAGCUAAAGUUCUCUGAUCCUUCUGCAUCCUUAAAUACACCUUUUAACUCUUUCUUUCUCCCUUCAAACCUUCUGACUACUCUUCUGCAAUUCCUCCUUUACUGCAAAAAUAUUUAUUAUUUCUUCAACAUCAAACCUUGCUUCAGAGAGAAAUUAAUUUCUGUAUUAAAAAUAGUUAUCUUUUAUAGAAACCCAUGCAAAAAAUCAUAAGGUACUCAUGAUCUAAUCAAUAAGUUAUUAGCAUUUACCAACCACUUAUUUGUCAGUCUUCUUCUUUAUAUAACUAGCUAGCUUUCUCCUAGUUGUUCUCAGUUCUCAGCUUCAGAUCCGUUUGACUAUGGAUCUUUCACUGCAAAUCAGUCCGCCUUCGAUCACUCUAACAAAUGAGAAAGACAACUAUGGAGCAUCUAGCGAGCUGAAUGAGCUGAUGAGCACGAAGAAAGUCACUUUUUACAGUGACCGGGGCUCAACUACCACAACUACGGAGUCAGGGACUAGUGCUGAUGGUAGCGAGAUAAGUUACAAUGAGAUUGAUACAAACAAUAAUAUAAACGGGCCUAUGUUGAGCUUAGGGUUUGAUCAUAUGAGUCGUUUUGAUGGGCUAGCUCCGUUUCGAGGGUUUAAUGGUAAUAAUAAUAGUAAUAGUAGUAGUGAUUGUUAUAAUCUUCACCAUUAUACCCAAUUUAAUCACCAGCCUCAAAUCUACGGCCGUGAUUUUAAGAGGAACUCGAGGUCGUCGACUAGUGGGGGUAAGAGGAGUGUUAGAGCUCCUAGGAUGAGAUGGACUUCUACUCUCCAUGCUCACUUUAUUCACGCUGUUCAGUUACUUGGUGGUCAUGAGAGAGCGACGCCGAAAUCGGUGCUGGAGUUGAUGAAUGUGAAGGAUCUAACCCUAGCGCAUGUCAAGAGUCACUUGCAGAUGUAUAGAACAGUCAAGACCACUGACAAAGCAACAUUAUCAUCUUCAGGUCUAGCAUUACACCAGGAAGACAUGAUGGGUUCAAACCAAUUUUCUUCAGAAAAAGCUGAUUCUAAUUAUCCUUCUUAUUCUCUCAACCCAUCAUCUCCUACUCCACCACCACCAUUAUUACCCAAAACAAAUUUAGGUCCAUGGCUAUCAUCCUUACAUGUUGCAGACGACGGAUCCCCCUUGAUUCGACGCCUUUAUUCUCAUUCCAAGGUGGACGGGUGUGAUAAUGUACUUAACCUAUCAAGCAUGGAGCAAGAACAGCUUGGAUCAGCUGUAUGUUUUUCAUCUGCUGAUCAAAGUUUGUUGAAUUUAGAAUUCACCUUAGGACGGCCGAGUUCCAAUGAUAUGAAUCUACUUAAGUGUUGAGAUGAUUAACUAAUCAUGUAUUAAUUAGCUAGAAUUAUCAUGUUAGAUGUUAAUUACCUGUUCUUAUGUUCAAGCAAUUGGUCUUGUCCUUGGAACAUUUUUCACAAACAUGUUCACUGCCGUUCAUGUUAACUAACUUGUUCUUAUCUUUCGAAUUAAUGCAAAUCGUGGAAGUUGUCUAA
Messenger RNA from Spinacia oleracea (spinach), 1632 nucleotides. Its product is annotated as probable transcription factor KAN4. The record is from RefSeq and is a predicted model, not a curated record. The transcript is spliced from 6 exons. Gene Ontology annotation, cellular component: nucleus. Gene Ontology annotation, molecular function: transcription cis-regulatory region binding. Bases 452 to 1450 code for a protein of 332 amino acids. NCBI's taxonomy places the organism in Eukaryota, Viridiplantae, Streptophyta, Magnoliopsida, Caryophyllales, Amaranthaceae. Gene Ontology annotation, biological process: regulation of DNA-templated transcription; abaxial cell fate specification.